CGCAGGGGGGAGGGCGGCGGCUGGAGGACCGGGUACCAUUCUUUGGCAUCUUGGUGUCACCGAUGCUCGGGCGCGCAGCGGGGCCGGCUCCAUGUUUGCGGAAUGAAUGAAUCAUUACUCUCCUUGUCCUCUUCUGAAGGAGGACUUUUUGAGGUCCACGUGCUGCAGAGCACGUUGGGGGGCCUCCUGGGCUAGGGUUCCCCCCUUGUGCAUAGUAGAAAACCACCUCUCAUAUUUCCAUCCACUCUCUCCUCUCUCUUCGCGGGGGGGCCCCUUCAGGUAGGACCUUAGGGAUGCUGGGGAGAGAGGGAGCCUGUAGCCCCCAGCCAGGCACUUGGUGAAGGUGUGAUAAAGGACUUGCAGGUGUGACAAGGGACUUGGGAAGGACAGGGGACUUGAGUGAAGCCCCUUAGAAGAUACCGGGAUGGAGGUGGGGGCGAUGCUGCAGAGGAAAGCACCCACUGUCAGGCUGUGACCACUUGCACCUCUGAGGCGAGCCUGGAAGGGGCACUGGAGUAUGGGUUCUGACCUCAUUACUGUUUCUUUAUUAGUAAAUGGGAAGUAUUAAUAUCCAUUGCUCAGGUUUUCUGCAGCUUAAGAAAAAUGUCACAUGGGAUUGUCCAGCAUAAAGCUUGGUACACUGGGGGCACACAGCAAAUCUCAGUUUUCUUUCUUUCCUCACUGAAAAAAGUGAGCAGAGUUUUUUGUUUCCAUUCCCUCUGCCCCCAAAUUGGUCAUGGACAGACACAGCAGAUGUGUAAUCACUGUUUGUUGAAUGAAUAUGCUUGAUGGAGCUUCACCACCCACCCCCUCCUCCCAGAAUCCACAGGCUGAGCUUGGGAUCUGACAGCACAGACAUGCCAGUGCUGUCCGAGGACUCUGGUUUGCAUGAAACCCUGGCACUGCUGACCUCUCAGCUCAGACCUGACUCUAACCACAAGGAAGAGAUGGGCUUCCUGAGAGAUGUUUUCAGUGAGAAAAGCCUCAGUUACUUAAUGAAGAUCCACGAGAAGCUUCGCUAUUAUGAGAGGCAAAGCCCGACCCCUGUGCUGCACAGUGCUAUGGCCCUUGCCGAGGAUGUGAUGGAAGAGCUGCAGGCCGCCUCCGUGCACAGUGACGAGAGGGAGCUGCUCCAGCUGCUGUCCACCCCCCACCUCAGGGCCAUGCUCAUGGUACAUGACACGGUUGCCCAGAAGAAUUUCGACCCUGUUCUCCCCCCUCUGCCUGAUAAUAUUGAUGAGGAUUUUGAUGAAGAAUCAGUGAAGAUUGUCCGCCUGGUGAAGAACAAGGAACCCCUGGGCGCCACCAUCCGGCGGGAUGAGCACUCGGGGGCUGUUGUGGUGGCCAGGAUCAUGCGAGGGGGUGCAGCAGACCGGAGCGGCCUCGUCCACGUUGGAGAUGAGCUCCGAGAAGUGAAUGGGAUCACCGUCCUGCAUAAGCGGCCUGACGAGAUCAGCCAGAUUCUGGCACAGUCCCAGGGAUCCAUCACCCUGAAAAUCAUCCCCGCUACCCAGGAGGAGGACCGUUUAAAGGAGAGCAAGGUGUUCAUGCGGGCCCUUUUCCACUACAAUCCUCGGGAGGACCGGGCCAUUCCCUGCCAGGAGGCAGGCCUGCCCUUCCAGCGCGGGCAGGUCCUGGAGGUGGUGAGCCAGGACGACCCCACGUGGUGGCAGGCCAAGCGCGUGGGGGACACCAACCUUCGAGCUGGCCUUAUCCCCUCCAAGCAGUUCCAGGAGAGGCGACUAAGCUACCGGAGAGCCACAGGCACCCUGCCGAGUCCCCAGAGCCUCAGGAAGCCCCCUUAUGAUCAGCCUUGUGACAAAGAGACCUGUGACUGUGAGGGGUACCUCAGGGGUCACUAUGUGGCUGGUCUUCGGCGGAGCUUCCAGCUGGGCCGCAGACAGAGGCUAGGAAGCCCACGAGAAGGAAAGGCGUCCGUAGGAGGUGAGUCUCCAGAGCUGCUGACCUAUGAGGAGGUGACCAGGUACCAGCACCAGCCUGGCGAGCGGCCCCGCCUGGUGGUUCUGAUUGGGUCUCUGGGAGCCCAACUACAUGAGCUGAAGCAGAAGGUGGUGGCAGAGAACCCACAGCACUUUGGUGUUGCGAUUCCACAUACCACCAGGCCCCGCAAGAGUCAUGAGAAGGAGGGGGUGGAAUAUCACUUCAUCACUAAGCAAGCAUUUGAGGCCGACUUACAUCACAACAAGUUCCUGGAGCAUGGUGAAUAUAAGGAAAAUCUCUAUGGGACCAGCCUGGAUGCCAUCCAGGCUGUGAUGGCCAAAAACAAAAUUUGUUUGGUGGACGUGGAGCCAGACGCCCUGCAACAACUGAGGACCUCAGAAUUCAAACCCUAUGUUAUAUUUGUAAAGCCUGCAAUUCAGGAAAAAAAGACGCCACCCAUGUCCCCAACCUGUGAGGACACAGCAGCCCCACUUGGUGAGGAGCAGCAAGAGAUGGCUGCCUCCGCCGCCUUUAUAGAGCAGCAUUAUGGGCACCUGGUGGAUGCUGUGCUGGUGAAGGAGGAGCUCCAGAGCGCACACAGCCAGCUCAGAGGGCUCUUAGAGAAGCUGAGCAGGGACACUCACUGGGUACCUAUUAGUUGGGUCAGGUAACUGUAUCCUAGAACAUCUAGGUGGGAGGGGACCUGGAAGAACACCUAGCCCCAGCAACCCCAUGUUACCAUCAAGGAAUCUCAAGCAUGGAGAGGGCCAGAAUUUCCCAUAAACUCCCUCAUCAAGAACA
Molecule: messenger RNA, 2742 nt
Organism: Manis pentadactyla (Chinese pangolin)
Lineage: Eukaryota; Metazoa; Chordata; Mammalia; Pholidota; Manidae
Gene: MPP3
Product: MAGUK p55 scaffold protein 3
Cellular component (GO): plasma membrane; cell-cell junction
Molecular function (GO): protein binding
Source: RefSeq, a predicted model, not a curated record